AUGCCCCGUGCGCCGACGCUCCGCCAGAGCCGAAUCCAUCGUCCGCAACGGCUUUUGGGCAACAACAACAGCAAUGAUUUGGUUAAUAACAACAACACCACCACCAACAAUAAUAACAGCAGAAGCUCGCGGAGGUCACAUGCAACAUUGGAAUCGGUCGAUUCGAAAGUUGAUAGAGAGGAAAUCCGAUCGGUUCUAGUGAGGCAUUGGACCGGGCUGGAUCGAGCACGAUUGCACACAUUCCACUUAUGGCUUUUGUUUUACGCGUUGGCGCAGAUUUUCUUGUUCCAUUAUCUUUGUCAUCGGGUAAGGGCUUGAGAUUUCUGCAAAAACUCGCUCCCGGCAGCGUAUUUUACUUCUAAACCUGUUUUUGGGCAAUAGGAAGCAUUGGUGCAGAAUGCCAAAAACGACGCGAAAAUUUAAAUUUAAAAAUUUCGUUUUAAAAUUUUACUCUGUAUAUUAUGAAGACCAGCAAAUUCAGUUUGCUACACUGUUAACUUCCCUAUCGAUCUGCAAAAUCUCAAAAAUAAUAAAUUAAAAAAUGUUUUUUUCAGGUCUGGUCGAUAAUUUAUUUCGUAUUUUGCCUUAUCUUCCCGGUAUUUAUUUUGGUCAGUUUUGCCUUGAUUCGCUAUGGAGAUGAAGUGGAAGCCACGACAAACCUCAGGAAUUCCCCUGAGCUGCAACAUAGUCGAUUUACGCUGGUCACUUUAUCCAUGAUUUCCUCGGCUUCAUUGCCUGUUUUCCUGUGGCUCACCCAUCUGCCGUUGAUUUCACAGGUACGGUUGGUCCAUUAAAAAGGUAUCUUAUCAUUUGUGGACUUUCGACUCAAGUUUUUAAACCUGAAAGUCAUGAUUUCCUUAAUCUCUUCAUCUUUUGUCAUCUGAUCUCAAGUAUAAUAUAACUUUCCUCCUUUCAGCUACAAAUCAAGCAAGAACGAGUGGCAGAGCUCUCUUCCCUCUGCUCUUCGCUGGCCAUCUCGACGUUUUAUCAGUUCUUCGUCCUCCCUCGGCAUCGUCGCAUCUUCUUAAUCAUCUCGAUUCUCUUCAAUUUCGCCAAUAUUUUCCUUGUCGCCUUGGUUUUAUACGAGUAUUCCUCCAAAUUGGCCUUACGAGAGUCGCCGUUGUACACCGUAAUCCCUUUAUUCUGCUACCAAAUGGCUGUGACGUUCGCCGGAAUGAUCUGCGAGGCGAAUGGAGCGUAUAGUAGAGCUACAAUUGCGCAGAAAUUGGGAGAUGCGGUGAAGAGAAGGACAGAGUUGGAAACGCUGAAAAGUCGACAAGAUCAACUGCUUCUGAGUGUGAUCCCGGCUUAUUUAACGGAUAAGGUAAGUGGGAUUUGCUUUGCAAGAUUUUCUGGGACCAACAAAUAAAUUUGACCAGCUUGAAGCGGAAAGCCAAACUUGGCGGGAAAAUUGAAAUUUGAAAGUUUAGCCUAGUGAGUCGUUCGGUGGGGUCUGGAGAUUAUUCGGACAUAUUUUUGAAAUGAUAUAAAUUGUUAUAAAGACCUAAAACAGAAAGCCAACCUUGGCGGGAAACCCAGAAUUUGAGUUUCUUCGCCAAAUUUUCCAUUUUGAAUUACUAUAAUUAUGAAACUUUCAGGUAAGCCAAUCAAUAAUUGCCACAAGUCAAACCGAUCUGAGCAAAAUGCCCACCAAACACCACAAACUUUUCCAUGAGCUGCAUGUUCAAGUUCACGACAAUGUCAGUAUUUUGUUUGCGGACAUUGUGAACUUCACAGUGUUGGCGGCACAGCUGGGAGCGAAGGAUCUUGUCAGAACGUUGAAUGAGCUCUACAGCAAGUUUGAUGAGGACGCUCAAGUAAGUUGAAGAAGGGAUUUUUUAUUGGGGUGGUUUUGAUGUGAAGAGGCUCCACUGCAGAUGCAAUGAAUCACUCUAUAAAAUGUUAUAGCCAUUUCAGCAAAGAGUAAGGCAAAUCCUCCAUGUCUUGAAUUAGGUUUUUCCAUCUUCCGGGCAGAAGAAAAAAUGAAUUAAUAAAACGAUGCGUAUUUUACAAUUCUAUUCUUUUUUCAGAAGCUUCAAUGUAUGCGAAUAAAGUUUCUGGGCGACUGUUACUACUGUGUUAGCGGGAUGCCCGUGAACCGUCCAAAUCAUGCGGAUAUGUGCGUCUUAAUGGGGCUGGAGAUGAUCAAGACGAUCAAGUAAGUCUCUACUACUAAUUCCUAAAAACUCGCCUUCAGGCAAGUCCGUUUGGCGACGGGUGUAAACGUGGACAUGCGGAUCGGCGUUCACACAGGAUCGGUUUUAUGUGGAAUCUUGGGAUUGAAGAAAUGGCAAUUCGAUAUUUGGUCAGAUGACGUCACUUUUGCCAACCAAAUGGAAACCGCUGGCAUGCCGGGGAGAGUUCAUAUCACAAAGAAGACAAAGGACAUGCUGAUUGGAGACUAUCGGAUUGUAGAGGCAAAGUAUGUCUUCUUCAAAGCUUGAUAGAACUUUUUAGAGGAGCUUUCUUCUGUGCAGUGGCGGACCUGAUCCAUUGACAAAAAGCUUAUCAUUUUGCGUCCGGGAAGCAUGAAUAAAUGUAGCAAAAUACCUCUUUCUCCAAGCGCAGAAAGUCUAAUUUCAAAAACGCGUCCUCUCUUUUUGUGCCUCUCUCUUCAAACUGAGUUUUGUUUAGCUGAAGAAGGAGGCAUUUUGCAACAUUUUUUGGUAUAUCCCGGAUGCAAAAUGGUACGUUUUUUGCCACUGGAACAAAUUCGUCGCUGUAAAUUACGUUAGAUAUAAACGUUGAGACAAACCUUGUUUUUUGGCUUACAAGUAAGAGGGUUGCCUUAAACUUUGCAUUCAUGUGCUUUGGUAGGCACUAUAUAAUUUCCCAAAAUUGUUUUUACGCUUUUUUUACGUAGACUCAUUAGCCUCAGCCCUGAGACUCUAACUAUGACCACCUUUGCAGACCCUACACUAAGAAUGAUUCGUAAAUUUUAAUUUUCAGCUCGGUAGAUCCAACAAUCGUCAAGUAUGGGCAACCAACGUAUCAUAUCCUUCCUGACAAGACCACUUUGAAUGAACGGACUGCUUCAAUUUAUCGAAAUAAGUAAGUUACGUCCCCCCUUAGCAAUGUUGGGACUCAAUGUCAGAGACUUUUUUAUUACGUCUUCAGGUUCAAAAAAUCCGGGAUGGAUUUCGGAGAAAAUUUGGGAGUUGUUCGCAACUCUUCAAAUCGAGUGUCCGUCAAGGCCAAGAUGUCCAAAAUGGCCGAGUUCUGGGGCGCUGAAACUCCGUUUGCGAAUUUGGGAAGGGAAAAGGAGAAAAUGGAAAAUGGCGUAAGAAAAUUCGAAAAAUUUUCAUUUUUCGCUAAUUUUUUCAAAUUAAAAAAUAAUUUUUUAGGAUUCCCGCCGACCAAAUUAUGGAAAUACGAUCCAGAGUAUGACUUUGAUCGAAAAUAAUCUCAACAACAUCAAUAAUACUAGGUAAAUUUUAAUAUAAACUAGUUAUAUUGGUAUUGCUCCUGAUAUCAAUCUUGUAUGGUAUAAUCUACUCUUGUUUUUCAGCCUUAAAACCAUGUUCAACUGCACCACCGGUGCCUACAAGAUCUCCAAAUUUUUGCUCUUUCCGUUUUGGUGAGUUUCAAAUAAAUAAUCCAAUAAUUUUUGUGACAUUUCGUCAAAUUCUUCAUUUCGUUUUCAAACUUUCAAAAAACAAUUUGGCAUUGCUAAAUACGAGAAUUGGAAUGUUUUUAGGCGCUUUCCGACUUCACUUCACUUAACCGAAUGCCGGAUAUUGUUCUUGUUAUCCAUCCCCAUCUCUACUGCCAAUUAUUUUCUAGUGCUCUGUAAUGUUCCGUAAGUUACAAAAAAAUUUAUUUUAGCCUAGGAAUAGCGGGUUCUACAAAUAUUCUAAACCCUUUGACUAAAUUUAUGAUUUGAGGCAGAAUGCCAAAUUUGGCGGGAAACUUAAAAUUCAAAAAUUUAGGCGGUAAACUUACAAAAACGACCCUGGUAUUAAGAACGUAUUUUACCAAUUGAAUUUUUCCCGAAGAAACCGACUUGAAACGGAAUGCCAAUUUUGCCGAAAAAAUUUCAAUUUCAAAUUUUUUUUGCCAAGAAUAACUAAUUUGUCUUGUAAUAUAAUUCGAACUUUAUUUUUGGUGCUGAAAGUUUUGUUUUCAGCUACAAAGUCCAACACUUGUUGAUUUAUCAGAUCUUGUUGUGUAUUGUAAUAUUAUUCUUGACCUGUGUGGUGGAGAAGUUCUGGCGAACGGGUAAAAUCUUCUUAAUCCUCAUCAGUUAUGCGGCGUCGGUGUUUCUGGCAAUCGGUCAGCAUGUAAGGCAAUUAUUUUGUCCUAUUUUUUGUUCAAAACAUUGUUUAGGCGGUAAUGUCAUUCUUGGCGGUAGUUCAAACUCAUGUCCCGGUGUUUGCCAUAAUAUGGCUGCCUUGUAAGUAGAGAAAUUAAAGAGUAAUAACUUCAAUCUAAAUUAUUUCCAGCCAGCAUCUGCCAUAUGUGCGUGAUCUUCGGGCUGUAUCGGCUACCGUAUCCGUUCCGUUGCUUCUUGGCGUCCGUGGACUGCGCUCUGUUCUUGUUGAUUUUGACCUUAUUUUCAACGUCAAAUGUGUCGGAAUCGGCUCCAAUCAUUAGCUGCCAACUGACCAUCAUUUUAGUCAAUAUUAUCGCAUUGUUUUUGCUGCUACUCUUCGUGGCAUGGAUUGUGAGUUUAUGGCGACUUUUACAUUACAUAAUGGAUGACACAGUUGAAAAGAACACGUUUAAAACAAGUUCAGCUUGAAAUUUCAACUGCAAUCCAAAAUUUUUACAAUUUCAGACCGAAUAUGAGCGGAAAGUAGAAGCCGCUUGUAACGUUGCCUUCAAAAAUGAAGAAAAAGAUGUGCAGACCAUGCAGGACAUCAACAACUUGCUCAUUGAAAAUAUCCUGCCCAGAAGUGUGGCGGCCAAGUUUUUGGAGCCCGAUCGGAACACGGAUGUAAGCCUUUAGCCGCAAAAAGAGAUAAAAAAAUUGCUCUUUCAGGAGCUCUAUGCUCGAGAUCAUGACUAUGUUUGCGUCAUGUUCGCGAGUAUUCCCAAUUUCAAGGAGUAUUGGAGCGAAUGUGAUUCGAAUCGGAAGCUGGAGUGCCUCAGGGUACUGAAUGAAAUUACUUGUGAAUUUGAUAAGGUAAGUUAUAAAAAAAGCUCUUUUCCAGAUAAUUUUGCCCUAUUUUACAAAAGUCCGACCGUUUGUUCGACUUGAAACGGAAUGCCAAUUUUGGCGGGAAAAUUGAAGUUCAAAAUUUUUUGCUGAUUUUGCAAGAUACGGUUAUAAAUAGAUUUAAAAUAGGUUAUGAUAUGGGCAGAAAUUUGCCAUUUUAACUUUUGGGUGACAUUUUAUACGUAAAAAUUUCCAAAAAUUCAAAUUUCCAUGUUGAAAGAAAUGAAUCCUCUUCGCCAUUUUUUCUAAACAAAAAAUAAAUUUCAGCUCCUGAGCAAACCCAAAUUCUCUUGCAUCGACAAGAUCAAAACAGUCGCUUCGACUUACAUGGCCGCCGCGGGCCUCAGUGAUCAUGAAAUUGACGAUAAAGGCCAUCGUUCGGCCACAGCAAUGAUUGAGUUCGCCAUGGCCAUGCAUCAGUGUUUGGAGAUGCUCAACGCCGACGCUUUUCAAACCUUUGAGCUGAGGAUUGGAAUGUCGUUGGGACCGCUGGUCGCCGGAGUCAUCGGCGCUCAGAAGCCGCAGUACGAUAUUUGGGGAAAUACGGUGAAUAUGGCGAGCAGAAUGGAUUCGCAUGGAGUGGUUAGGCAUAUUCAUGUGAGUUGUUACCGUUAGGAUGACUAAAAAUCUCAUUUGAACAAUUUUUUAAAAAAAAGUUUUUUUUAUUUUUCAAAUUUCCCGCCAUUUUUGUAAAUCCUUGGCAUUCUGUUGCAAGCUGUGAAAUUGUGACGAUUUUCCAUAAAGAGGGUUUUUUGUUUAUCUAUGACAUCAAUUAUAACAUUUUGUAGCCCUUGCAACACAAUGCCAAAAAUUUCGAAUAGCCCGCCAAAUUUUUAUUUAAAAUUCAUGAUUUUAAACUUUCUUAAAACUCCAUACCCUUUCAGAUGACCGGAGAGAUGGCCGCCGCUUUGCCCAAGAACCUCUACCGAGUGCAAAGUCGAGGGCUGAUCCGAGUCAAAGGCGUCAAACACGAAAUGGAAACCUUUUUAUUGCCGUUGGCAACAAAACGCAACAGUGGCUUUACCGGCACAAAUAUCAACCAGCAACUUGUCAAAUUCUAA
This is a messenger RNA of Bursaphelenchus xylophilus (pine wood nematode), 6219 nucleotides long. Lineage: Eukaryota; Metazoa; Nematoda; Chromadorea; Rhabditida; Aphelenchoididae. The record is from the annotation of a GenBank genome assembly.